AUGAAGACCUCCGCUAUUCUUCCCAUCCUCGCCGGACUGGCCAGCGCUAGCCCUGUCGACCUUGAAGAGCGACAAAGCUGCCCGGGUGUCUACGUCUUCGGUGCGCGUGAGACUACCGCCCCUGCGGGAUACGGUACAUCUGCUGGCCUUGUAAAUCAGGUCGUUGCCGCUUACUCUGGAGCUCAGUCCGCGGCCAUCAGCUACCCAGCUUGCGGUGGCCAGUCAAGCUGCGGCGGCGUGAGCUAUGACAACUCGGCGACUCAAGGCACAGCUGCCGUCGUCUCGGCUGUCAACAGCCUGAACUCGAGAUGCCCCAGCACCAAAAUCGUCCUCGUCGGCUACUCCCAGGGAGGACAGAUCAUGGACAACGCCUUGUGCGGCGGUGCUGGCGCCACUCUGACCGGCAAUGCGCUGGCCGCUGUCAAAGCCGCCAUCUUCAUGGGUGACCCACACUACGUCUACGGCCUCUCCUACGAUGUUGGAACUUGCCGAGCUGGCGGUUUCGCCGCCCGUCCCAGUGGUUAUCAGUGCUCUCCCGGAAAUGGUGCCAUUAUCCAGUCUUAUUGCGACUCGCAGGACCCCUACUGCUGCAAUGGAAACGACGCAAACCACCACCAACAGUACGUCAGCAUCUAUGGCUCUCAAGCUUUGACCUUCAUCAAGAGCAAGCUUGGCUAG
Molecule: messenger RNA, 678 nt
Organism: Truncatella angustata
Lineage: Eukaryota; Fungi; Ascomycota; Sordariomycetes; Amphisphaeriales; Sporocadaceae
Product: cutinase
Exons: 2
Coding region: 1-678 (225 amino acids)
Molecular function (GO): hydrolase activity
Source: RefSeq, a predicted model, not a curated record